AUGUCAGGAAAAGUAGCAUGUCCAUCUGGAAGGGGAGCUGGUAAGAAGACAACCCGUAAAACUAUGUCUAAUUCUACAAAGGCAGGUUUGCAAUUUCCUGUUGGUAGAGUUGCAAGAUAUUUAAAGAAGGGAAGAUAUGCCAAGAGGAUUGGAGCAGCAGCUCCAGUAUAUUUAGCUGCUGUUUUGGAGUAUUUAUGUGCUGAACUUUUAGAAUUAGCUGGUAAUGCUGCUAGGGAUGCAAAGAAGACCCGCAUAACUCCUAGACAGAUUCAAUUAGCUGUUCGUAAUGAUGAGGAACUUAGUAAAUUUCUUGGGAAUGUUACAAUAGCUAGUGGUGGUGUACUUCCAAAUAUUCCAACUGUGUUAUUACCUAAGAAAUCUAAAUCAAAACAAGGUUCUUCUCAGGAAUUCUAG
Molecule: messenger RNA, 414 nt
Organism: Cryptosporidium muris RN66
Lineage: Eukaryota; Apicomplexa; Conoidasida; Eucoccidiorida; Cryptosporidiidae
Product: histone H2A, putative
Exons: 1
Coding region: 1-414 (137 amino acids)
Cellular component (GO): nucleosome
Molecular function (GO): structural constituent of chromatin; DNA binding; protein heterodimerization activity
Source: RefSeq, a predicted model, not a curated record